This is a messenger RNA of Acanthosepion pharaonis, 1065 nucleotides long. The record is from the annotation of a GenBank genome assembly. NCBI's taxonomy places the organism in Eukaryota, Metazoa, Mollusca, Cephalopoda, Sepiida, Sepiidae.
AUGAUAGGCACUGCAACCUGCUUGAUUAUUAUGCAUGAGGCACAGCUGUGGUUAAAGCCAAUGAUGCAGCAGUCUGAUGAAAACCAGAAUAAUUUCCAUGAUGUCUAUGUUGCUUAUUGUGAUAAAGAUCUUAAUUUUGCCCGGGAUAUCAUUAACAAAAUUGAAAAUGAAGGACUCCGGUGCUACUUCAAGGACCGAGAUGAAGGAAAUGGUUAUGUAUUAGAAAACCUGUGUCAAGAAAGUCGGAACAGCCGUCUUAUUCUUAUUAUUUACACAGAACAUUCUAUUGAAGAUUGCUUAAUCAAAUUUCUUACGAUCCAAUCACUACACUAUACUCUAGACUUUGGAAAACUCACCUUAAUACUUUUGCUCCAUAAUAUUGAUAAGAAUAGAUUACCUAAAGAAGUGCAGUUUGUGCCACAUGUAUUUACUAGUGAAAUGAAUUAUUUUGAGACAAUAAUGGAAAAACUAACAGCUCCUAAAGUCAAUAUAGACAAUUUAUUACCUGUUGGAAAUAUAUCUUCUGGAUUAGUGUGGAGUUUCUACUAUGGCUAUCUGAAAAUAAUUCUGCCAGAAAUACCUAUCAAAAUAAAAGAGUGGAUAAGCUGCAACCCUUCAAAAAGUAAAUACUUUCCCAGACAACUGUAUAUCAUUCUUCCAACUUUUGGCAAUUGCUACAGUUCUCUUAGUGAAGUAGAUAACAACAUAGAAUUUGUGGAGACAUUUACAUCCGUGGAAAUUGAUCGAGCAGGUAACAGAAAUCGAAAUUACAAAAACACCAUUUAUAAAAUUUGCAGACCUGACAAAGAAUAUUAUUUUGUUGGUGAGUAUGCAUCUCCAGUGAAGACGAUGUUUGAAAUGGAAAAAGGACAAAUUGCAGGACUAACAAAAUCGGACUUUUUUCAACAAGUUUACCUUUUUAAAGAGAAAUUGUCACAAAUUCUAAACCAUAAAGAUUGUCCAUGUCAUUGUUGUACUUUGGUUAUUUAUAAUAAUGAUCCACUAUUAUCAGAUUUGCUUGUGAACAAAAUAGAAGAAGACUUAAAAGCAGUGACUGCUUCCUGA